GUUUCGAAACAGAACAAGAGGGGGGACUGUUUAUCUUCGUGGAGGUCUCGGAGUGGGAGGUUUCUUCAUCAGCCAGCAGGAGUAAGGAGUACCAGACACCGGAAAUCGGUUAGGUUGCAAGCGACCGGCAAGUCAGCGCGGUUCCCAUGACCGACAAUGUUCCGGACGCAGUCCCAGAUUGACAUGCCCCCAGCAUUGCCCAUGCCACCCCAGAUGAGCCGAGCUCUCUCAGAGCCGGCAGAUCAGAACCCAUUCACGGCGGAUCAGAAUCCAUUCACGGCGGAUCAGAAUCCAUUUUCGCCGUUCGAGUCAUCUCUGCACGACCUUGAACAGCUGCUAGGAGACGACUAUGACCGUGACGAAACCGACCCUGUCCUGCUGUUCGCUGACAGGAGAUGGAAGCCGACCUCAUCCGCAGCUUCGUCUGCAUCUUCAAUCACCCCACCUAGUUCAAUUACGCCACCUAGUUCCAAUCCUCAACCCCAAGGGCCCACCCACAACGGGUUUCACAACCCACGGUCCGCAUUUUUUCCCCAAGCACGUCCGCCGAGGGAGAAGAUGCGGCGCACCCGGGACGACCAUCCGGUCCGAUCGAGCAAUUCCAGUGGCAAUGGCGGCUCUGGCAGCCGGGAGCAGGCUCCGUGCGUGUGGUGUGGCGAGCUGCAGAUUCGUUCGACGAAGACACCGAUUGUCUACAGUGCUAAAGUCUUUCUGGGCGGCGUACCCUGGGAUAUCACAGAGCCAGCACUGUUGUCGGCAUUCCGGGCGUUUGGCGUUGUGAAGGUUGAGUGGCCUGGCAAGGACAGGCGGCACACAAGGCACCCACCAAAAGGGUUUGUGUAUCUUCUGUUUGAAUCCGAAGUUGGUGUGCAUAAGCUGAUCAAGAACAGCCGCGAGGACACGAGUGGAAUGCACUACUACACGCUGACGACACGUCGUGUGCACGGGACAGAGAAGGUGCAGGUGCAAGUGAUCCCAUGGAACCUAGCAGACAGCAACCGUGGACCCCACAACCUGAUCAACGGCAUUGACACGAACAAGACUGUAUUCGUGGGUGGACUGCACGGGCUUAUCGUUGCAGAUGACCUUGGACGCAUCAUGAACGACCUCUUUGGUGGAGUCGUCUAUGCUGGAAUUGACAUUGACCGCCACAAGUAUCCAAUUGGCUCAGGGCGAGUGACAUUCGGGAACUGGCACAGCUACAUGAAGGCCAUCCUUGCCAGCUUCGUGGAAAUCAGGACCAGCAAGUUUUCCAAGAAGGUCCAAAUUGACCCAUAUCUGGAGGAUACCCAGUGCUCCCAGUGCGGCGUGCACCCUGGACCACUGUUCUGCCGCGACCAAGCCUGCUUCAAGUAUUUCUGCGAGCAGUGCUGGCAGUGGCAGCACAGCGUCGGCUGGCUGCGUAGCCAUCGCCCGAUCAGCCGCUCACACAAGAAGACUUUCAACCCGAUGAACUAGCCACUAUCCGCCACAAGGAGUGCGCUGGUAUAGUUUCCUACCAUGAAAAUUGACUGCCCUGCAACCGAAUGUCAACUGCCGUUAGCCAGCGUAGUGUGAUUUUUAGAAUGUUUUAUGGCAUGAGAGCCUUUUAACGCAUCCAUGUUUUAAUAGACCGCAUUAGCUGGUAGGCUGGUAAGGCGGCAUCCUCUAAAAAUUUGAAGGCAGCUAACUCGCCAGGUUGGUAACAAUUUUAAGCCAGUGUUCUCAUUUGUCGUCAGUACUCUUCAUUUCAUUAGUUUCUCACGUUGAUCUUGUCUAGUCAAAGGGUGCCUCUUCAUCUUGUUCAUAUUUCCAAAUAUUUAAAUCUAGUUUAAUCAUAGCAAUCAAACAACCUUUUGUUUACUACAUUAUAUCUUUAUAUUAUCUCCUAGCUUAUAUUCUCAGAGAUGAUUUUCAGUAUUCAUCCUCCUACUUCAGUAAGUCCUUCGCUCUUUCACCAUGACACAAUAUUACUUAGAUCGGACGCAUUACAAAAGUACUUUGAUACACGUAGCAAGAAGCAAAGCAAAA
Messenger RNA from Sycon ciliatum, 2010 nucleotides. Its product is annotated as cytoplasmic polyadenylation element-binding protein 1-A-like. NCBI's taxonomy places the organism in Eukaryota, Metazoa, Porifera, Calcarea, Leucosolenida, Sycettidae. Gene Ontology annotation, cellular component: nucleus; neuron projection; synapse. Gene Ontology annotation, biological process: negative regulation of cytoplasmic translation. Bases 157 to 1458 code for a protein of 433 amino acids. The record is from RefSeq and is a predicted model, not a curated record. The transcript is spliced from 7 exons. Gene Ontology annotation, molecular function: ribosome binding; mRNA regulatory element binding translation repressor activity; translation factor activity, RNA binding.